This is a messenger RNA of Cyprinodon tularosa, 1962 nucleotides long. It is a transcript of the gene wbp1, whose product is annotated as WW domain binding protein 1. Bases 189 to 1067 code for a protein of 292 amino acids. The record is from RefSeq and is a predicted model, not a curated record. NCBI's taxonomy places the organism in Eukaryota, Metazoa, Chordata, Actinopteri, Cyprinodontiformes, Cyprinodontidae. The transcript is spliced from 4 exons.
GUUUGAUAGCCGUUUCAGAUUUAUAUCCGUACUGGGGAGUGUAUCUCGGUCAAACAACAAAAACAUGUCAGAGUGUGACAGAGUGAACCGUUAGCAACGUUCAGUUAUCUGCCGUCUCUGCUGCGGGGCGUCUAUCCGACUGACUGCUAUAUGGUUCCCGUCGUGUUCACGACCGAUAACCCCGAGAGAUGCAGCAUAAAGCACUGGGAUCCAUUGUAGGUCUUCUUUGUACCGGGACCUGUCUGGUGCAGGGAAAGGAGUUCUGUUCGGGGGUAAAUAAUGAACAGUACCGCUGUGAGAUGGGCUACUGCUGUGGAGAAACAGAGUGCUGCACUUACUACUACGAACUAUGGUGGUUCUGGUUGGUAUGGACACUUAUCAUAAUGCUCAGUUGUUGCUGUGCCUAUCGACACCGGAGAGUUAAAAUGCGUCUGCAACAGGAACAGCGACAACGUGAGAUCAGCCUAAUGGCCUAUCAAGGUGCUUCAACCUCCUUCAUAACCCCUCCGCCUCUCAGUUUAAGGUUUUGGAAUGACUGCAAGCUUCCCGACUAUGAAGAGGUUGUAGGGCACCCCCCAACCCCGCCCCCGCCGUACUCUGAAAACCCCCCUGAGUCGACUCCAGCGAUCCCUCCACAAAUAACCCAGCCAGUUUCUGUCUCUGUGCCACAAAUGCUGCCCGACGCAGAGCCAGCAGCGGACUGUCAGGCAUCAAGCGUCUCGUCAGACGAGGGGGCAAUGUCACAACCUGUCCAAUCACUGUGUCGGGAAGAGGAGGAUGUGGAUGUUCUGCUUCUGGGGGCUGCGGCAGACGAGGAGGAUGAGGAGCUUGUAACUCGACGCCGGCAUGUAACUGGCGACUCAGGGAUCGAGGUUUGCGUUUGCCAGCUGGACGUCGACGAGGGCUCGGGGCUCGAGGAAGAAAGCGACGAGGAGAACCGGAUGUGCAGAAGCAACAGCGGGGAGUGCUGCUCUGGACGUCCUCAGGAGACCUUCAGACAGAAGGAGUGCACCCCGGAGCUGCCCAGCCAGGCCCCCAACACCAGCACUGGAGACCACCUGGUGUGAUCCACAGCAUAAAUAACCAGCAAACCGAUGCAGCUUCCAGCUUCACGCAGGGUGAUAACGUUUGCCAUUAUCAUUGGCACGGGGAAUGUUUAAGCUUUAUUCCCCUGGACUGACAUUAACAAAAUGAAGAUGAUGACUAAUCAGUUUGGGUUCUGGUUUAGGACAGAUUUAGUAAGAAUGUGAGGAACAUCUAGCUCUUUUUUCACUACUUUUCACAGUGGGGAAUCCAACAAACAUUUUUGCUGCUUUGUUGGGUAUAUUUUUACCUUCCAUCCAGAGUGAAAACAUCACAGAAUAUGAAGAGAAAGAAAGCGGUUGCUUUGGACUGAAAGUAGAAGAGGCAGUUUCACCCUUCCCUCUCAUACAGCGCUGCUUUGCGGUUUUCGUUUCUGUCCCACAUCCUCGUAGAUCAGAACAUUUCUGCCCUAUCCUCCCAACUAAGAUAUGACCUCUGGAUUGACGGCUGUCCAGAACACGGUAAACAACAUCUCUCGGGCAGCCGUCGUGACUGAAAUGAGGGAAGAACAAACGUCUUUAACAGUCAUUUUGAAAUUAGAACCAGAUCUUUUUUUUUCUUCUUUGUUUUUCCCAAAGCUUAAUGUGUUUAAGUACUGAGGGCUCGCUGUGAAAUCUAGGCCACAGCUGCGCAGUGAUGUCAUCUCUAAGGUCAUGGACGCCAUUGGUUGGGAGGAGGGGCUGAACACUUGAGCAGAGAAGACAUCCCUCUUGUGUUUUAAAUGUCAUCCUGAUCUCUUCUUUUGUUUGAAUUUCAUGUUGUCACCAGAGCUUGGUGGUUUCUAAUUAGACGGGUGAAGAGGAUCCUUAGCAUUUACUAACAUGGGGAAGAUUCUUUCCAAUUAAAACCUUGCGGGGAGCUUUAUGUUACCAUUCAAUU